GUUUGGGGUUAUUUUCCUGUCAGCUGUCUACAACAACAAUAACUGCCAGGAUGAUGUUUAUUUACUGUAGUCGCUGAGGUUUGUGGGUUGUUUUUUGUUUGUGAAGAUAUUUUUUCAGGAUACUCCCAAAGGUUACCGUAAAUUAACCUUUGAUAGCCCUGAGCGAGUCAAAGGCUCGAGCUCCUGUAAUUUACGCGGCACUGUCAUUCAAAAUAUGUCGAUAACAGUGUUGAGUUGAUUAUCACACAGAUACAUAUAUUUUAAGAUAUAGUUCACUACUUUUUCCAGAUAAAGAGAAGACAUAUUUUCAUUCGGCAUAGGUGACGGGGCAAGUCACAGAGUAAAGAAGGAGGACGUGAAGACAGAGUUGUACAUUUCAGAUGAAAAGAAGAAACCGGUGACACACAAUGGAGGAUUUCAGGUUGACGUACCUGCGUUUGUGUAAGGAGGGAGGCGUGGAGCCUCAGGAGAGUGUUGUGGCUCAGCUGCAGGAGAGCAGGGCUGCUCACGGCUCCAGGCUGGACCUGAGCGGACAGAGCCUGUCUGCAGAUACGUGCUCCGUGCUGGCAAGGGCUUUCCAAAAAGAUACUGUCUUUACAGAGGUGCUGCUCAGUGACUGCAUGCUCAGCGAGGAAGGUGCCAAAGUGCUUCUGACUGGACUGUUUGGUAACACAACUGUAAAAGUCCUGGAUCUGAAGGGGAAUAACCUGAGAUCGACAGGGGCUGAGGUGUUGGGAAGGCUGUUGGCACGAAACAAGACGCUGCGCAGGCUGGUGUUAGAGUGGAAUGCUUUGGGGGUGUGGGAUGAAGCCUUUGCACUCUUUUGUGAGGGUUUGGCCUCCAACAACGUGCUGACGCAGCUGGACCUGCGCAACAAUCAGAUCAACCACCACGGAGCAUCUGAGCUCGCUCUGGCACUUAAACACAACACCACUUUGCAAGUGUUAGAUCUGAGGUGGAACAACAUCGGCCUGCUGGGUGGAAGGACUCUGCUGGAGGCUCUGCAGAAGAACAAGAGCAUAGUGCAGCUGGAGAUGGCAGGAAACAACAUACCUAGUGACACACUCAAAGCACUUGAGCAGACCACAGGGCACAAUGUGGACAGACAGUCCACCCUGAGAGACAGCCGCAGCAGGACCCAGGUCCUCAGCAAGGAGAUCCAGACGCUCAAGGAGGAGAAGGGCCGGCAGUUCCUGAGCUUAAUGGAAACCAUAGACAGGCAGAGGGACGAGAUGGGACACUCCAACAGGUCCACCUCCAUUCAGAUAGGCCAACUCCAGGAAGCUCUGAAUGAGAGGAAGUCAGCUGUCAACUCUCUCACUGCCAAAUUACAGAUGACAGAGGCUGCCCUCGCCCUCUCUGAGCAGAAAAACCAAAACAUGGGAGAGCUGCUGACACGAUUGAAGGCUGAGAAAGAAGAACAGAGGGAACGACAGAGCAGAGAGCGGAAGAAGGAGCAAGAGGACAGUGCACUCAGAGAGAACAAACUCCUCAGAGAGAUACAAAACUUGACGGAAACCAACAGCCAACUCAUGAACAAAGUGGAGGAGAUGGAGCGCAGGUGUAAGUCUCAGCAGCAGCAGAUCUUUGAGCUGAAGCAGGAGCUGACCAACAGCACGGCAGAGCUCAAGCUGCAACUAGCACAGGCAGAAGACCGCCUGGAAAUAGAGAAGAGAAGGUCCAAGCAAGCUCUGCAGGACAUGGACAGUCUCCGCCAGAAGGAGGUGGAGCAUGUGAAUCGACAUCUAGAAGAGAGCGAGAGGGCUCUGCAGGAGCGCAUCUUCAAGCUGGAGGGACAGCGGAUACAACUGGAGGAGGAUGUGAGCAAAGCUAAAGCAGCAUGUGUGACAGAGAGGGCCCAGGCAGAGGAGGAACUGGGAAGAGUGCGAACUCAAGUGCGACAGGAAGAGCAGGAGCAUGUGUCGUCCCUGGAGGAGAAGCUUCGCUCAGUGCGUUCCUCCCUACAGGAGGUGCAGCUCCACUGCUCCCAGCAGAAACACACCAUCUCUGAGCUGCAGGCCAAGAACAGCCAGCAGAGCAGCGACAUCAACGGACUGCGGCGCAGGACGGAGGAGCUCCAGCAGGAGCUGUCGGGUAAAGACCAGGAGAAGGUGGCUGAAGUUAGUCGGGUAAGGGUGGAGCUGCAGGAGCAGAUUGGACAUUUACAGGCAGAGAGAACGGCACAGGGAGGACUGAAAGAGAAGAUCAAUGCUCUGGAGCGAGAGAUUAAAGUACUAAGCAGCAACCACAGGGAGGCGCUCCUCGACAAAGAGAGCGAGAUGUCUUCCAUGCUGGAGAAGCUGCGGCUGAAGGAGACGGAGAUCCAGAGGAUGAGAGAAGACGAAGCCCAGAGAGCCAGCUACCUGCAGAGCGCCAUCCUCUCCUACGUCCAGGGCUCGCCUCUGGGACACUACAGCAGCCCCAAGAAGUGACACACACACCUCAGCCCUCAGCUGCAACCUCUGAGCCCCCACUUUGUUCCUGCACAGGUCAGGACAGACUGAAGAAUUAAAAAAAAUCAUGAUUGUCUGGACUUCAGAGGUAAUCUGUGCUGGCCAAUGACUGUGAGCUGUAAUCACAAUGUUAUACAUUACAUUUAUAUCCAAUCAAGAAAAGGAAGGUUUUAAAAGUCAGACAUCCAUGAUAUUUUCAGGAUAUUUAUGGCCCCCAGAGGAUGCAUGAAAGAUAUAUUUUGAUGCGUUUCUGGACACAUUUAGGUCACUAAUGCUCUGGAGGGAAAUAAUGACCUUAUGACCUUUUAUCUAGUUCCACCCUCAGGGCAAAAUAUAAAUUUUUACUUCCUCUACCAGUGCAGUAAUGAAACUUCAGCCUCUAUGGGCUGCUACCAGUCUAUUAGACGUAUGUAUGUUUUUAUCUUUUAUUUAAGUCAAGGGUCAGUUUUUAAUGACAAAUUAAAGCAACUAGAAGGAACUUUUAACUGAUUGUUUAACACUCUCAAUUAUUAUUGAUGCCUCUAUAGAGAGCGAACGAAAUGACAUAUUUCUCUCGGCCAACCCAGAAGUAGCAUCUCCAUGGGGUCUAUUGAGAAUUCGUCUAUGGGAUUUUUGCAUUUGAUUUUGGAUCAUGGCAGAAAAUAAGCUCUGUGACAAACACACGUUUCUGAUGCUUACGUAUUUUGUUCAGCAGGAUCAUCUUCACAAAUGAACACCACUUUUAUUAUACUGAUGUUAUACUACAGUCAACUAAACCUUGAACGUCACAGCCAUUAUCCUGAAGCAGUCCCCAACAAGCUAACAAGCAUUUUUGACAAGCUAGCAGAACUAGCCUAAUAAAUUGUUUACUAACAUAAUUUACAACUACAAGAGUUUGCAAAAGCACUGAAAACAUGACUAGAGUCUGUAAGGUGUGAUGAUGUUUAAUGCCCCCGACAACCACCGUAGCCUCAUUUAGCCACUUGUUAGCAACCACCUUUUUAUGGACACGUAAAAACAACAAAAUUCACAACUGGUCGGAUUUACUAACAUAUUUUAUAUCGCACAAAAAAACACAAACAUCUCUUAAACUUGUGUUAACCACAAACCUCAUUCAAAAUCCUCCUUCAGUUUGAGAGGUUAGACCCCAGGGCGCUAAAAUGCUAACUUAUUUCCGGGUUUAAGAACUUGUUGCUGUAGUGCCCUGUAUCACCUACCUGCCACAUUGCCAUCGGGUCCCAUUCCAACAAAAAUCAGGUGGUAUAAUGCUCUCCACAAUGUCUUUUAGUUCAAACACAACCAAACAUGCUGGAACAGACCCAGAUGCCACUUUGCUGCCGUUAACGACCUGCAGUCAGAGCUGCAGAGCUCCAUGGCCAGCUGCAAAAGCCUGCUACUGUUUCUUCAUUAGUCUUAUAUUUGAAAAUAUUUGAGAUAUAACUGUUGUUGAAAGGAUAUUUGCUACGACCCCACAGCCCUAUCUAAAUGUUUUACAUGUCUUUAGAUCAUUGCCAAAGAUUCCCACUCUUGUGUCUUUAGCUCUCCUGCUAACUGAGGAGCUAACUCUCCACUCGCUGUACUUCAAGAGACAGUUCAACCCCCAAAUCAAAAACACAUACUUUCCUCUCUUACUUGUAGUGCUACUGAUCAAUCCAGAUAGUUUUGGGGAGAGUUUCAGAGUGUUGGAGAGGUCAGCCAUCUGCCUUCUGUCAAAUGUAAUGGAACUAGAUGGGAGUUGGCUUGUGGUCCUUGAAGCAUUGUCAGCGGAGAACUGCUUUCAACACCAUCUAUGGAUUAUCUUCAGUAACUGGGACAUGAUUCUUGAAAGAGCCACUUCUGUUGAGCUUUUAAAUGUUCUUUGUUAAAUGCCAUCUUGAUCCAUUUUAUUUGAGACAAGGCAGACGUCUCCUCAACACAUGGAAACUCGCACCCAAACAAUCUAGAUUGAUACUUAGAACUAAUGGUAAGAGGAAAAAUAUGUAUUUUUCAUUUUGGGGUGAGCUGUCCCUUUAAAUUGAACUGUAAGCCAUCAUAUAUGUCUGAUUUUGCUUCUGUUGUACCAAUUCCUGGUGCAUUGUUAGUGUUUACAUACAAAUUGAGAUUUGGUUAAAAAUGCCUUAAUAUUGUAUCUGUCAAACCAGGCGGCAGCCUCUCUCCAGCUCUGAUACAAACAACAGUAACCUGAUUCACAAAAAGAUGUCUGCAGUUUUUACACAUGAUUUUAUGAAGAAGAGCCUUAUCAAACUUUGAAUGCAGUCUUUUUUUUUAAAUACAAAGUGCUGUUUCAUAUCUUGAUGUCGUUUCAGAUAUGUGAUGGAUUUAAUUCAGGUGUGUUUUUACUAUUUUUCAGCUUUUAAAUAUUUGUUGAAAGUCAUCAUUUCUGAAAUAAAUGAUUUUUUUCUUA
Centropristis striata (black sea bass) is the source of this 4836-nucleotide messenger RNA. It is a transcript of the gene lrrc45, whose product is annotated as leucine rich repeat containing 45. Gene Ontology annotation, molecular function: protein binding. Gene Ontology annotation, cellular component: centrosome. Bases 408 to 2432 code for a protein of 674 amino acids. The record is from RefSeq and is a predicted model, not a curated record. The transcript is spliced from 18 exons. Lineage: Eukaryota; Metazoa; Chordata; Actinopteri; Perciformes; Serranidae.